GCUGCUGCCACAGCUGCUCUGCUAAUAAAUAAGGGCAAAGCAUUUCCCCUUUGUGUGUCUUCAACAUGGAUGCUUUUCAAGGGAUUAUAAAAUUCUUCGUUAACCAGAAAACUAUUAUUGGCUACAGCUUCAUGGCUCUGCUGACCGUGGGAAGUGAGCGUCUCUUUUCACUUGUGGCUUUUAAGUGUCCCUGCAGCACUGAGAAUACGGUCUAUGGGCUGGUUUUCCUUUUGGCUCCUGCCUGGGUGUUACUGAUCUUAGGAUUCUUUGUGAACAACAGGUCGUGGAAACUCUUCACAGGCUGCUGUGUGAAUCCCAGGAAAAUGUUCCCCAGAGGCCACAACUGCCACUUCUUCUACGUCCUUGGCCAGAUCAUUCUGAGUUCAUUGGUGGCUCCAAUGAUGUGGCUUUCUGUGGCUUUGCUCAAUGGGACUUUUUAUGAAUGUGCCAUGAGUGGGACAAAAAGUGAAAGACUCCUGGAACUGAUUUGCAAGGGGAAGCCCAAAGAAUGCUGGGAAGAACUUAACAAAGUAUCUUGUGGUAAAACCAGCAUGACAACCUCGGACAACGAAGAACUGAAACUGUCCCUGCAAGCCCAGUCUCAGAUUCUAGGGUGGUUCCUGAUUUGUUCAGCAUCUUUCUUUUCUCUGCUCACCACUUGUUAUGCUCGCUGUCGAUCUAAAGUUAGCUACCUUCAGCUAAACUUUUGGAAGACGUAUGCGCAAAAGGAGAAGGAGCAGUUGGAAGAUACCAUUCUGGACUAUGCCAACAAGCUGAGUGAGAGAAACCUGAAGUGCUUUUUUGAAAACAAGAGACCAGAUGUCUUUCCCAUGCCCACUUUUGCAGCCUGGGAGGCUGCUUCACAACUGCAUUCUUUCCACCAAGGCCCGCAGUACUACAGCACUCUCCAUAAGGUGGUAGAAGAUGGGCUGGACCAUCACCCCGAGAAUGAUGAGACCACAAUGGUUCUUGUGGGUAGUGCCCACAGUGUAUAGCUUGCCCACCAGCGUGACUCACUGCAUCAAGGGAUACUCUCAUUCUGACAUCUGCCUCCUGCAUUGACAGCAACCUGUGAUCUCUGGACUUCUUUACAUUUGGUUUUCUUUAUAAGACAAUAAAGAUCUAAGCUUUGCAACUCCCGUGCACAGACAGUGCCAGGAUAUACUCAAAGAUGCCACCUAAUGGGUCAAGGAUGGUAACAAAGGUGUUCUUCACUGAUUAAGGCUGGGAGUUAGCCCCUUAAAUUCUAUGAUUUUAUGAUUCCACAAUGAGACUCAUGCAAGAGAAACUGCCGCUCUAAAUAAUGAUUAUGCUUCAGGGCAGAAGUGGGCUUGUGAGUGAGCAAGGCAUUCUGAACACAGACUGCCCCACACAGUGGAAUUUUCAUUGUAGUCAGUAAAUCUAUCCUCUCUCCUUUCCAGGAUGUAUGAAAUUUACUCCUUUGGAAUCUGAAGACAUUAGUUCUCAAAAAUAACACAUUGGCAGCAUAUGGUGUCUACACCUCAGAGCUCUUUAUGUCUCCUCUGUCCUCUGUGCAUUGAAAGUACACCCCGCUGGGCAGUGCUGAAUCGUGGCUUGUGUGGCCUUAGGCACAUUUGUCUUUGUGGACCCCAUUCCACUCUAAACAAACUCUGAGAUUUAUGGUAGUGUCAAUAUAAAGACAGAUAACAUAUAUUAAAAAAUUUUUUCAACCUAAAAGUUCACUUAUUUCCUUCUGAU
Talpa occidentalis (Iberian mole) is the source of this 1719-nucleotide messenger RNA. It is a transcript of the gene CALHM5, whose product is annotated as calcium homeostasis modulator family member 5. NCBI's taxonomy places the organism in Eukaryota, Metazoa, Chordata, Mammalia, Eulipotyphla, Talpidae. The coding region runs from base 66 to 995 and encodes 309 amino acids. Gene Ontology annotation, molecular function: monoatomic cation channel activity. The transcript has 2 exons. The record is from RefSeq and is a predicted model, not a curated record.